AUGAAGCUCAAAAAAUUCAAUUUAAUUAAUCUUAAACAAUUAAAACAUAUUCAAUAUAAUGAUUUCAACAUGAAUGAAAGUACUGAUGAUUAUGAACCGUCAAUUGACAAACUACGAUUAGGCAAUUUUAUUGAGAAAGCAAUCGGCUAUUCAACUAUGGAUAACAAAGCAAAAUCGGAAAUUGCAGCAAAAUUUGUAGAUGAAACUUCUACAGAUGUUUUUGAAUUAAAAGUCAAAGAGUAUAAAUUGGCUGCAAAUAUUGAUAAAUACGCCCAGAAGGAUGAUUUCUGA
Messenger RNA from Adineta steineri, 291 nucleotides. The record is from the annotation of a GenBank genome assembly. Lineage: Eukaryota; Metazoa; Rotifera; Eurotatoria; Adinetida; Adinetidae.